AGAGAGAGAAGGUUUUCACCGAUUUCGUCUCAUUGUCUUUGCGUGGGAAGAAAACGAAGAAGAAAAACAGUUCGGUGAAAAUACAAAAAGCUGAAAGAAAUGAUUAAAGAAAGAAAAGUAUUGAAGGUGCUUCUGGAAUUUGGAUGAUUGCCAACAACUAAUCCAAUGUGAUAGCCACACCGAGGUUGGUUGUCACAUCUGAUCAGUUAUGAGAAAUUCCGGUGAGGAAGUCAGAGAUAAUAUUAUGGCAGGAAGAGCACAAGAUGUUAGGAUGGGCCGCCAACAGGGAGCGAGUGAGAGUGCAAUGACAGAAGAGUGGUGAUGGAGAAGAUCCUUCUUCUUUCAUUAACUACCCAACAGAAAUUCUGGGCUAGGAAACAGAACCCAACUGAAAUAUCCUUUCUUAAGAGAGGAAAAAGAUCGCCAUUGAAACUACACGGUCCUUCAUUCUAGGCACACAUCGAGGUUUCAUCAUUUCUCCUCAGUCUGCUGCUGUCAUCUGUGUCUGCUCGCAGGUAAUCAGCAAGAAAAGCAGGGAGUAACUCUGUUCUGUUGCAGGCACCCGAAGGCUAUAUAAUGCCUGAUCUGAAGCUCCAUGUCAUCCAAGCAAAGAGAGGCACCAUCUCAAGCAUCAGCCUUUUCUGUCACUUUCUCCAGUGUUGCAGUUAGAAGAACGUCCUGUUGGUCAUGUCCUCUGGUGGCUUCUAGGUUAAACAGGUUUUUGAGCCACAAAAUCCAGAUUUCCUGACAAAGUAUGCGACAUCCAACUUCUUGAAGUGAGCUGUUACUUCUUUGAAGGCCUGGUUCUGGCUUUUGGGUAAGCCAACAUCACAUAUUGGUAGCAGUUCAUUAGUUUCUCCACUUGCUACUUCAAAUAAAGAAAAGCCACAUUUGGUGGGAUUUGGUGAAUCACCAUUUCUUCUUCCAUUUUUGUUUAUUGAGCUUGUCUUUCGGGAUCCAAGGGUUUGGGCAUGGAGAGAAUGCAGUCUGCGGUUGCUCUUUUCAUUGGAUUCCUAGCCUUCCACAUGGGAGGUCAUGUUGCUGCUCAAGCUGGUUUUGUUGGAACCAGUGGGAGCCAUUUUGUUCUGAAUGGGAAUCCAAUUUAUGUGAAUGGUUUCAAUGCCUACUGGUUAAUGUACAUGGCUUCUGAUCCUUCACAGAGAGACAAAGUGAGCUCUGUUUUCAAACAGGCUUCUAGCUACGGUUUAACUGUGGCUCGUACUUGGGCUUUUAGUGAUGGUGGCUAUAGAGCAUUGCAGUAUUCACCUGGCUCCUAUAAUGAGGAAAUGUUCAAGGGGCUAGACUUUGUUGUCUCUGAAGCCAAAAAAUAUGGGAUCUACCUCAUACUGAGCCUAGCCAAUAACUACGAAAAUUAUGGUGGAAGGCAUCAAUAUGUGCAAUGGGCAAGAGAUCAGGGACAGUAUUUGAGCUCCGAUGAUGAUUUCUACACAAACCCAGUUGUCAAAGGCUACUAUAAGAACCAUAUCAAAGCUAUUCUUACCCGAGUGAAUUCAUUCACUGGCAUAGCAUAUAAGGACGAUCCCACCAUUUUUUCAUGGGAGCUCAUAAAUGAGCCUCGAUGCCAGAGUGACCUCUCUGGCAGGACACUUCAGGGUUGGAUCGAAGAAAUGGCUGAUUACUUGAAGUCCAUAGACAGUAAACAUCUACUAGAAGUGGGCCUAGAAGGUUUCUAUGGCGAAUCAACACCUUCAAGGAAGCAGUAUAAUCCAGGUUAUGGAGUUGGAACCGACUUCAUCACUAACAAUCAAGUAGCAGGGAUUGAUUUUGCUACCAUCCAUGCAUAUCCAGAUCAAUGGCUUUCUGGGAGUUCAAGUGAACAAGAUCAGCUCAAUUUCUUAUACAACUGGGUGCAGUCACACAUUGACGACUCAAACUAUGAACUUAGAAAGCCACUUCUCUUUACAGAAUUUGGUAAGUCUUCAAAGGACUCAGGCUUCACGCAGACAGAGAGGGAGAACCUCUAUCAAAGUGUCUACAACAGUAUUUAUACCUCUGCAAGAAGUGGUGGUGCUGGAGGUGGUGCACUGUUCUGGCAAAUGUUGGCUGAAGGCAUGGAUGACCUUAGAGAUGGAUAUGAAAUCAUAGUGAAUGAAGACCCAACUACUGCAAAUUUGAUUGCAGAGCAAUCGCACAAACUAUCGGGACUUAACCGUAUGUUUGCAAGGAUGACGGCUAAUAGAAAAAUGAAGGGCCUUGUUCAUUAAAAAGGAGGAUCUUCAGCACCAAUAUAACCCUUAGUUUCUUAAAUAGUUUCUGUUUUGUGGGGAUUGUUGACGCUCUGCUUUGUGUAACAACUGCAGAGCUCAAGAUGUUAACGAAGAAAUUGUAAUAGGUAUAUCUGGUUACUUCUAAUAAAAGAAACUUCAUACAAA
This is a messenger RNA of Nymphaea colorata (pocket water lily), 2393 nucleotides long. Its product is annotated as mannan endo-1,4-beta-mannosidase 1-like. The transcript has 5 exons. The record is from RefSeq and is a predicted model, not a curated record. The coding region runs from base 972 to 2225 and encodes 417 amino acids. Gene Ontology annotation, molecular function: hydrolase activity, hydrolyzing O-glycosyl compounds. NCBI's taxonomy places the organism in Eukaryota, Viridiplantae, Streptophyta, Magnoliopsida, Nymphaeales, Nymphaeaceae.